GGCUGCCGAAUUGUAUAACAAGUCCAUAGAAGAAUCAAUGGAGCUAUAACCUCGGCUAUAACCUCUUAGUUUCUCUUCUUUAGACUAGAGUUAUGGCCAAUCAAACUACAGGAGCAGUAGAAAGCACCCCCGCGGAGCCACCAAACUGGAUGGAACAAACCCAGUACAUUGCUAGGACGAUAUACGAUGAUCCCAGUAUUGGUCCGAUCCCACUUGAUCUCUAUUCUGCUUGUGCCAUUGGUAAGUAUGAGAGCGUUCAAGAGGCCGUGAAUAAGAAAGAAGACUUGAACACACAAAACAAAGGAGGCUGGACCCCUUUGAUGUAUGCUGCUUAUGUCGGUCAUGAUACUGUUGUCAAUCUGUUGCUGGACAGUCAUGCCGAUCCUAAUAAAGGAACCCCGUCUGGCUUGACGCCGCUCAUGGUCGCAUCUGGCUGUGGAAACGAGUCUGUUUGUUAUUUUUUGAUCCAAAACGGAGCAAUGAUUGACCAGCAGGACAAUAAAGGCUGCACUGCAUUGUAUCAUGCAACAAGACAGGGCCACCAGUCAACGGUACAGCUCCUCUUGAAGGAAGGGGCAGACACUGAAAUUGGUGACUAUCAAUCAGGAUACACUCCAUUAAUGAUAGCUGCUAAGGAAGGAGACCAGAUUGUCUUGGAUGUUCUCGUGGCUUGUAGAGCUGAUAUCAAUGCUAAGGCAUAUGAUGGUUAUACUGCACGAUCACUGGCACUGAGACACAAUCAUAUAAAAACUGUUAGCUUUCUCGAUGAGAUACAAAUGCUGUUUUACCCAAGAAGCAACUCUGUGGCCUCAAAUGAAUCUGAUCUGCGGAGUGUUUCUUCAACAGACGAGGAUCCUUAUGCAGGUCUUGAAGAGGUUGAUCCUGAAACACGUAAGGAUAUUAAUCAAAGGCUAGGGAAUCGCUCGGGUCUCCGCUGGAGCCUACCUACUAUGCCACACAGGGCUAGCCUGGCUACCACUUCAAGGCGACUCAAAUUCAGACCAUCAGUCAGUUAUAGUUAUUCAAUGCCUGAAUCCCAGUCUCCCCCAUCAUUGGAUGAGGAGUGUCUUGAGGAGAGUACACAAUCUCACGAGGACAACAUGGCCAAGCUUGAUGAGUUUCUGGAGAUUCUCGGUCUUGAGAGAUACUAUCAAGUAUUUGAGUGCAAUGAGAUUGACUUCUAUGGACUCCUUGAACUGAGCGAGGAAGACUUAAAGAGACUAGUCACUAAAAUGGGUCCAAGACGUAAGCUACAAAUGGCCAUCAAAGAAAUGAAAGAGCAACUCAAAGUGAACGAGAGUGCUGGAAGCAGCAUGGGACGCUCUCAUGACAUCACUCCUACUCCUCAAAGGAGUGCAGAAAAGGACCUGCAGAUUCAAGUCAUGCAACUCAAGUCCACUAACCAACAGUUGAUUCAAAACAUGGACAGCUGUGAGCAGAGACUAGCAAAGGAGCAUGAUCUUAGAAAAAUGGCCGAAAGAUAUUGCCAAGAACUGCAAAAGUGUCGUAUCCAGUCGCUCGAGAGUACCAAGGUUCUCAAAGAGACGCUUGUCUCUGUCCUAAAACACUGUCAGUCACUCAGAUCAACACAGUCCAAGCUGUUGAAUAAUCUCAAAGACAUGAAACUCGAAGGCUCGCAUUCAAAGAUACAAGAUUUCUAUACUUGUUUGCAAGAGCUUGGCGGGGAGAUAGAGGCAGUUUCAAGGUCAACACAAGAAGCAAACAAAGAAUUUAAAUCUGUUCGCUACCAUUUGAGCUCAUCAUUUCAAUCCUAGUAAUAAUGAUAAUGAUAAUAAGCAAUGUUUUUAAUAAUGAAAGUAAUUAUACGAUAGUAUGACACAGCAA
Molecule: messenger RNA, 1845 nt
Organism: Amphimedon queenslandica
Lineage: Eukaryota; Metazoa; Porifera; Demospongiae; Haplosclerida; Niphatidae
Product: ankyrin repeat and SAM domain-containing protein 3-like
Exons: 12
Coding region: 93-1775 (560 amino acids)
Molecular function (GO): protein binding
Source: RefSeq, a predicted model, not a curated record